GAUUUUUAUUGAAAAGAAGAUAUUUAAUCCACAUUAAGUCAUGAAUAUUAAAAUACCCCCAAAAUAUAUGCUGACGUGGCAAUGUUGCACUCCUUCGAUUAAGAAAUGGCUUGAAUUGUGUUUUUUUUGUACUUUUCUUUUGCUGUUGUGGAAGUUUUCACUUUAGCUUACUUUCAUGUGCUGACUUUCAUUAAUAUUUUUGAGAAAUACUCAUGAAUUUUGGUAAAAAUUGCUAAAAAAUUGUUUCAAAUUUACGGUCGCAAGGAUUGUAGGGAUAUGUGAUGAUUGUUAUGAUCGAGAGGGCAUGAUGGCGGAAUCUAUCAAAAACGAAGUACAUGAGAGCGAAACACAAGCGGGCGAAAUGUACGAAGGAAACGUUAUGUCAAAUGUGGAAACGUCUAGUAUUGGUAGUCCAAUUGCAGGGCUUAGUGAUGACGAACUUGUCACGUUAUCUGUAAAAGAUUUAAAUUUACGUUUACGUGGUUUGAGUGAUCAAGAAAUAGCAGCGAUCAAACAACGUAGGAGAACAUUGAAGAAUCGUGGUUAUGCACAAAGCAGUCGGAAUAAACGUGUAUCACAACGGCUGGAUUUAGAAAAAGAUAAAGAAAGUUUACGCGAGGAACUGGAUAGAAUUGCAAGAGAGAAUGAUCGCUUAAAACGAGAAAGGGACGACACUAGAAAACAAUUUAACACCUUAAUUAAUAUUUUGGGUUCUCAACCAAAUGGUUCAGAGAUAAUCGAUCGUGUAAAACUGACCACACAAUCAAGUGCAAGCGAACCUGCAGGUAAAACACAAAGAAUUGAUUUUGGAACGGUUAUCACAUCAACUUCUGCAAGAGAAAGUGGUGAAAACCCGCGUGAAAUUGCCGAAACUUUAGCACAAAUAUCCACCUUGCAUACACUUAACGAGCAGCGAUUGAAAUCAUCAGAUCAAGGUUUACAACAAGUUCCUGCUGAUCUAAAUCGUCCUGGACAGUUAAAUAUAUAGGAUAUACGUUUAUUGUCAUGUGUUGCAAAGUAAAUCUUCCACGUUUACUUUGCGUACUGUUGAAGGCAGGCAGGUGAGUAAUAAAUGGUAAUAUCCACAAACACAGGGUGUAUAUAUAAAUGUUCAUUUCGCUUCACUGGACCUUGAAUAAAUACAACAUUACUGUUCAAUAUAAAGGGGAAAUUUAUGCUCAGAGUCAGAAUGCUAUCAAUUAAAUGCUAUUAAUAGUCAUUUAAUUAAAACUUCCAUUUGUUACUAACAACAGCUGCUAACAUUGUAUUCCUUAUUUCAACUUUGCUUAAAAAGUGCUUUGCAACUUGAGUUACUCGAAAUCAAGAAAAAUUCAUGGUAGAUAUAAUUGAUAUUGUUAAAAGAUGUAUGAUUGUAAAUAUUUAGUUUAAGUGUACCUAUGAUUGGAUUUUUUAUGCUUUUUUAUGUUGACUAGUUAUUUGUAAGUACCUAAGCAAGUUUAGUCAUGACCAGAUUUCAAAUAUUUUAUGUUACUAUAAUGUAAUGUAGUGUGUAAAUAGUAAUUUUGAAUUCUUUACAGCAAUUUAAAGUGUAGAAUUCUAA
Messenger RNA from Xenia sp. Carnegie-2017, 1561 nucleotides. RefSeq names its product transcription factor MafK-like. The transcript has a single exon. Gene Ontology annotation, cellular component: nucleus. Gene Ontology annotation, biological process: regulation of transcription by RNA polymerase II. Gene Ontology annotation, molecular function: DNA-binding transcription factor activity, RNA polymerase II-specific; RNA polymerase II cis-regulatory region sequence-specific DNA binding. Lineage: Eukaryota; Metazoa; Cnidaria; Anthozoa; Malacalcyonacea; Xeniidae. The coding region runs from base 305 to 988 and encodes 227 amino acids. The record is from RefSeq and is a predicted model, not a curated record.